UCUCUGUAUUACUCUCCGUGUAUGUGAGAGAGAGAGAGAGCGACAACAGAGGCAAAAAAUCCAUCACAUAUUUUUCUUCCAGUAUCCCAUUAAUGGCCGGCGGCGAGAACGGCGAACAUGGAGGCUCCGGCAGUCGCCUCGAAUCCAUCCUGAACUCCCACACGCUUCCUCUCCACAAACGUCUCCUCCUGGCCUCAGGCGUCGAAAUCCGUCUCCUAUUUCACCUCGCCGCCCCUGCCGUGAUCGUCUACAUGGUCAACUACGUGAUGUCGAUGUCGACGCAGAUAUUUUCCGGCCAUCUCGGAAAUCUUGAGCUCGCCGCCGCCUCUCUCGGAAAUACCGGCAUCCAGGUCUUCGCCUACGGUCUCAUGCUCGGGAUGGGCUCCGCCGUAGAAACCCUUUGCGGCCAGGCUUACGGAGCCCAGAAGUACGAUAUGCUCGGAAUUUACAUGCAGCGCUCCACCGUUCUUCUCACCGCCACCGGAAUCCCACUCGCUAUUGCUUAUGCCUUUUCGCGUCCUAUUCUAAUCCUUCUUGGCCAAUCGCCGGAGAUUGCCAAGUACGCAUCAAUCUUUGUCUACGGACUUAUUCCCCAAAUCUUCGCCUAUGCGGCCAAUUUCCCCAUUCAGAAGUUUUUGCAGGCGCAGAGCAUCGUGGCGCCGAGCGCAUUCAUAUCAACGGCCACGGUGUUGCUCCAUCUCGUGCUGAGCUGGCUUGUGGUUUUUAAGCUGGGCUUGGGGCUAUUGGGGGCGUCACUGGUGCUGAGUGUCUCCUGGUGGAUUGUGGUGGCGGCCCAAUUUGUUUACAUCGCCACCAGCCGGAGGUGCCGGCUCACCUGGACCGGGUUUACUUGGCAGGCGUUUACAGGGUUGCCGGAGUUCUUGAAGCUGUCGACGGCGUCAGCGGUGAUGCUGUGUUUGGAGACUUGGUAUUUUCAGAUACUGGUGCUAAUAGCUGGGCUGCUUAAGAACCCUGAGCUUGCGCUUGAUUCGCUCUCUGUUUGCAUGACAAUUUCCGGUUGGGUUUUCAUGAUUUCGGUCGGCUUUAACGCUGCUGCCAGUGUGCGUGUGAGCAAUGAACUAGGAGCAGGGAAUCCCAAAUCUGCUGCCUUUUCAGUAUUUGUGGUGACAAUAAUCUCCUUCAUCAUAUCACUCAUCAUUGUGACGAUCAUCCUUUUCGCUCGAGACUAUAUCAGCUACAUAUUCACCGAAGGUGAGACGGUGGCUAAAGCCGUAUCAGAUCUCUGCCCUUUACUCGCCAUCACAAUCGUUCUCAAUGGCAUCCAACCUGUCUUAUCAGGUGUGGCUGUUGGCUGUGGAUGGCAGGCCUUUGUUGCUUACGUUAAUGUUGCCUGCUAUUAUUUUGUUGGCAUACCUGCUGGUAUCCUCCUCGGUUUCGACUUUGGCCUUGGCCUUGGAGCAAAGGGAAUCUGGUCGGGUAUGAUUGGUGGAACUUUCAUACAAACUCUCAUUCUUCUUUGGGUCACUUUCCGAACCAAUUGGAGCAAAGAGGUUGAAAAAGCCCAGAAAAGGUUGGAGGCAUGGGAUGAUAAGAGGAAACCUCUACUUGCUAACCAAAGCCGAUAAACUUUUGACAAAGGAGAACCAUUCCAUGGUUUAGAUCUCUAUAUGAUUAACCAGAUUUCUUAAAUUGGAUGAACAAUGUGAUUAAUAAAUUUUUAGUUUUUAGUAUUUAUUUAUAUUUUAUUUAGCAUUUUUAUUUGUAGAAAUAAAGUGUGCUUGAGAUCAAAGUGUUAUAGAGACCAUUCAUGUUCUCCAAUAUACCUCGGCUGGGCGCAACGUCGUAAUGGUCCUUUCUUCAACUUGUACAAUAGUCUAUACAAACCUACAUCCUGUAAUUGUAAUAGCAGGUCAAUGAAAAUUAAUAAAGUUUUUUUCUUUCCCUGCU
This is a messenger RNA of Dendrobium catenatum, 1908 nucleotides long. RefSeq names its product protein DETOXIFICATION 40. The record is from RefSeq and is a predicted model, not a curated record. Lineage: Eukaryota; Viridiplantae; Streptophyta; Magnoliopsida; Asparagales; Orchidaceae. The transcript has 7 exons. Gene Ontology annotation, cellular component: membrane. Gene Ontology annotation, molecular function: xenobiotic transmembrane transporter activity; antiporter activity. Gene Ontology annotation, biological process: xenobiotic detoxification by transmembrane export across the plasma membrane. Bases 93 to 1586 code for a protein of 497 amino acids.